GGAGAAAAAAUAGAAAAUGCCACAACAGUCAUGCAGCGGAAAACACUACAAUUAGAAAGUGGUGUUACUGGAAUUAGCAUUCUUUUUGARCUUUAUCAUUUGUAUAAAUUUGAUCCAGUGAAWGAUAUGGYAAUAGACAGAAUGCAYCUAACAUUCAAUAUGCUCAAGAGGGAGUUUAUAAMCAAAAUAUGGGCARAGCUAGGGGAUAAUGCAGGUACACCCAUAAAURACAGGGAUCCAGCCCUUGGUGGUCUUAYUGAUCGAAAAGAUUUUGGAAAUGCACUAGAAGCCAUACCUUGGCCCCGAGAAGAACGGGCAAAAGGAGUUGCAAAACUGAAAAGCCUAACAGAUAAGUUAGGCAGUUGGAAAUCAAAUGAGUUCAAAAAAUUCAGUGAAAUUGCAAGAGAGGUUUUAUCUGAGAAGAUACCAUCAAAUGCAUAUGAUUGUUUUAUGCUUCUUUGUCAAGCUGUCCAAAUGCUGUAUUCUAAGGAACUCAAAAUUUCUGGUUGGUCAGAAGAAAACAWUGUAAGAUUGAAUAACCUACUAUGGGCUCAURCAGUCAUGGCAGAGGAAUACUAUGGACUAGAAUUUUGCACUGACAAUUUAGAAUACUCGGCUCAUGCAGCAUCACAGAUAAACCGACACUCCAGCUUAGACAACUAUUCCUGUGAACUGUUUGAAAGAAUGAUACGACGGCACAAACAACAAAAACAUAAUUCUCGAGGGAUUGAAAAAACUUAUGCUUCUAGAGAGAGCAUACGGGACUUUCUGUAUUGGUACAAGCAGAAGAAUGGGGCACUUUCAAGUUAUGAAGAAAAACCCAAGUAUCAAUUCAAAAUUGAGAUAUUACAGAACGKAACACCACUUUAUUUGAAAGAAGCAUCCCUACAGUCUGCAAAUGACCUGUUGACAGACUUCAAAGACAUCCCAGAUGUAAGGAUGAGGCAUGCCAUUAAAUAUGGAGUACUUCUUGGCAAGGUUUCACAAAAAGCUUGCUCAUUGGCUGUAAUAUCAGACAUCCGGCACUUACGGCACUUACACAGAGAGACAGGACUGCAGAAUUUAGUGGUACCAAAUAUUCUGCAAACAUCUAAAAAUGUUGCACUGUUUGAUCAAUAUAAAGAAGUCACCAAAGUCUCUCAACUGGAUACCAUCAAGAUAAAAAGUACAAAUACAGCAGAGGAGUGGAUAAUGAAGGUUGAAGAAAUUAURCAGGUUGGUCCAGUUGAGCRCUUGUUCUAUACCUAUAUUAAYGGCACCUACCUAGUACCAGUAUUCCRAAAUGGUGAAGUUGAUUAUCACAUGUGGACAAGCACUCCUAAGUKCAUUACCCGAACAUACCAGAGAAACAGUGUGCAACCACUUGCUUCAUUUUGUAGAAAAGUAAUGAUGUACCCAGUACCAGGAAAUGCAGGAAACCCAAAUUACUUCCUUUGCAUAGACUAUAAAAAUGCAGAACUAGUCAAGACCAUCAAAGUUCCCAUUUAUCCUGAUGUUGGUGAGACAGUUAGAGUUAAAGGAACAGGAAACCAAGAAUGGUAUGGAAAAGUAAACCAUGUCUAUGUCACAGAAAGGAAAGCCAGAGUACAAUGGUACAGGGAAACCAGACGAAAUGGCAUUUGGACACUAACAAAUGGCGAAGAUGACAWWUAUUUCMGGUCUAUUAUAGGAUUAACAACUACAGAAAGARUAUUUGGUGGAUUCAGGAUAACUGACAUUUAAUUUAGGAUGUUCACAUUUAAUUUAGGAAGAUUAGAAACUCUUUCAACCAUUGAUAA
This is a messenger RNA of Actinia tenebrosa (Australian red waratah sea anemone), 1778 nucleotides long. RefSeq lists its product as uncharacterized. Lineage: Eukaryota; Metazoa; Cnidaria; Anthozoa; Actiniaria; Actiniidae. The record is from RefSeq and is a predicted model, not a curated record.